Molecule: messenger RNA, 459 nt
Organism: Fusarium redolens
Lineage: Eukaryota; Fungi; Ascomycota; Sordariomycetes; Hypocreales; Nectriaceae
Exons: 3
Coding region: 1-459 (152 amino acids)
Source: RefSeq, a predicted model, not a curated record
AUGGUCUGGAAUCAAAAAGGAAGAAACAGAGCGACUCGCGCAUCAGGGUUCGGAGGGGGCUUGGGGAUAGUUAUAAACGAACGAACGACUCCACGAGGCAACUCCAUGAAGUUUAGUCUAGAAUGGGUAAUGGAACUAGGGACGGGACCUCAAUGGGGACCUCAUGACGGGGACCGGAGGGUCCAAACGCCAGGGAAAGGAUCCAAGACGCAAGACCGAGACAAGCAGGGCAAGGAAAGGCAAGAUUCAAGGCGAACCCCGAACGAUGAGCAACAGUCAGUAAGAAAAGAAGCUAAGGAGCGGCGCCACUGGGGCCAGCCCAGGGACGUUGGUGUUCGGUGUUGGUGUUUGGCACCUCAUACUCAUGCACGGGGCAUUUGUUUAGCUCGGGAUCGCACAAUAUUGGGUAAUAGAAAUCAAAGACUGGAUGGACCUUUCGGGUCUGGGGACGUCAGUUAG